CAUCAACAAUGAAUUUCACAAGGCUGAAAAUGGCCGACAGUUCCCAACUGUCAACCCAGCAACUGGAGAAGUCAUUGCAAUGGUUGAAGAAGGAGAUAAAGCCGAUGUAGAGAAAGCUGUGAAGGCUGCUCGUAAAGCCUUUUCUCUGAACUCGGAAUGGAGACAGAUGGAUGCCUAUGAUCGUGGCCAGCUGCUGUAUAGGCUGGCUGACCUGAUGGAGCGUGACAGGGUCUACCUUGCUAGUCUGGAGACACUUGAUAAUGGCAAACCUUACACAAACUCGGUCAUGGUGGAUGUAGAGCUUUGUAUUCGCAAUCUUCGCUACUUUGCUGGUUGGGCUGACAAGGUUCAUGGAAAAACCAUUCCAACUGAUGGCCCUCACUUUGCAUACACACGACAUGAACCUGUUGGUGUUUGUGGCCAGAUCAUUCCAUGGAAUUUCCCACUCCUCAUGCAGGCAUGGAAGUUUGGACCAGCAGUUGCUACAGGGAAUACAGUUGUUAUGAAGUUAGCAGAACAGACCCCACUCUCUGGCCUGCAUGUAGCAAAAUUAGUGGCUGAGGCUGGAUUCCCACCUGGGGUGGUAAAUGUUAUUCCUGGUUUUGGCCCAACUGCUGGGGCUGCAAUUGCUUCUCAUAUGGAUGUUGACAAAGUAGCCUUUACAGGAUCAACUGAGAUUGGUCAUCUUAUUCAACAAGCUGCUGGUGCUAGCAACUUGAAGCGAGUAACUCUGGAACUGGGAGGCAAGAGUCCAAAUAUUAUUUUUAAGGAUGCUGACUUGGACUAUGCUGUUGAGCAGUCACACUUUGGUGUUUUCUUUAAUCAGGGGCAGUGUUGCUGUGCUGGCACAAGGGUCUUUUUAGAAGAUGCAGUUUAUGAUGAAUUUGUGGAACGCAGUGUAGAACGUGCGAAAGUUCGUACAGUUGGUGAUCCUUUUGAUUUCAAAACUGAGCAGGGGCCACAGGUGGAUGGUGAACAAAUGGACAAAGUCUUGGAAAUGAUUGAUUCUGGCAAGAAGGAUGGUGCAAAGUUGGUUCAUGGCGGCACCCGCGUUGGGGAAAAAGGCUAUUAUAUUGCUCCUACAGUGUUUGCAGAUGUGCAGGAUAACAUGCGUAUUGCUACAGAAGAAAUUUUUGGACCAGUGCAACAGAUUAUGAAGUUUAGUGAUGUCAGUGAGGUGAUUGAGCGUGCAAAUAAUACUACUUAUGGCCUAGCUGCUUCUGUGUUCACAAAGGAUUUGGGGACAAAGCAAACAUUUUCGCCAAAGGACGCGUGCGGGAAAACUAUCCUGCAGAGUAAAUAUUGCUCUGAAAAUUCUAUGUGUUUUGAAGUCAGACCCCCUUCGGAGGAUACAAAUGUCAGGACGGGGGCAGAGAAAACUGGGGAAUAUGCUUGCAGAACUACACCCGAAGGAAGGCUUCCGUGGGGCAAACACGAAGAUUUGUUAUCCAUAUUUGGCCAUUGGGAAAUUGCCCCUUUUUCAAACCCAAACCCCCCUGAAACUAGCUCCCUUGGGUUUCAAACCCCGACUCUCCCCUUAUACAUCUCUGAACACUGCUAA
This is a messenger RNA of Penaeus monodon (black tiger shrimp), 1561 nucleotides long. Its product is annotated as aldehyde dehydrogenase, mitochondrial-like. The record is from RefSeq and is a predicted model, not a curated record. Gene Ontology annotation, molecular function: aldehyde dehydrogenase (NAD+) activity. Lineage: Eukaryota; Metazoa; Arthropoda; Malacostraca; Decapoda; Penaeidae.